AUGACGUCCGCGGCGUACGUCGGUGACGUCGCGUGCGUGGACGUCGCGCGCGAUCGCGUCGUCGCGGGAAUCGGGUCCAGGGUGCUCGUGUACGUCCUGGAUGAGAAGAGACGCGAGUUACGGUGCGUCGACGCGCGAGACGCCCUGUGCGGGGGCGCGCGCGUGCACGGGAUACGAGCGAUGCCUCGUGGUGAGGCGUUCGCGGCGUACGGAGCGCGACGGACGACGGUGUUCGCGAUGGAAGAGGUGGAGGGCGACGCGCGCGGCGGCUGGCGCGCGGACGGCGGGACGGCGCUCCCGGCGCACGGGGCGUGGGUGCACGACGUACGAGGGGUGGUGGAGGCGGAGAGUGGGUUCGUGAUGACGAUCGCGAUCGGAUUGAGCGAUAAUUCGGUGGAGCGAUGGAGUCGGGGGGUGGACGCGCGGACGUGGACGCGCACGGCGCGCGUGGAGUGCGCGUCGAGGUGCACGUUGUACACGAUGGCGCUGAGCGCGAGCGCGACGUGGGAGGGAAUGCGAGUGGCGGCGGGAACAAUAUUCAAUGAUAUACAGAUCUGGGGCGUGGUCGACGGCGAGGUGCGGGCGAGGUGCGUCGGACACGAGGGCUCGUUGAUGCGAGUGCGGUUCGGCGACGACGAUGACGCCGUGUACUCGGCUUCAGACGAUCGAACCGCGCGCGUGUGGAACGUUUCGAACGUGAUGUCGAGUGGAUAUUGCGAGGAAGUUCCCCCGUGUGCUGUUUUGGCUGGCCACGUCGCGCGAGUGUGGGAUUGCGUGCGCAUCGGCGGAGACCGGCCCGUGUACGCGACGGCGGGCGAAGAUUGCACCAUUCGCGUGUGGGACGUCAGCAACGCGCACGGUACGAUGACGCUCGCCGAUGGCGUCGCGAAUCAGCGUGAUUGCGAAAUUGCGACGCUUCGGGGACAUCGAGGGCGCGGGAUAUGGCGCCUGUGCGUGAUCGAGUCAUCGAACGGCGAUAGCUUUCUCGCCAGCGCCGGCGCGGAUGGGAGUGUAAAAAUCUGGAACACGAACGACUGGACCAAAUCAUCGGGUGCAAACGACGGUGUGGUGUUGCGCGAGAGUGAGACUUCGUAUCCAGAGUCCGCGAUGAUGGUCGAUGAAGUCGAAGAUCAGGAAGACGUGGCGAUGGAAUCAAAGGAAGCCGCGCCUAAGAAACGCAAGACGAGCAAGAGACGAAUGAGCUUCUUCAGCGCAGACGAUGAGUUUAUUCGAGUUGUUCGCAUCGCGCGUUACGGAGUACUGUACGUGGCGACGAAUAAGGGAUAUUUGUAUCGCGUUGUGGAGACGUCGGAAGGCGAGCGAUGGAUUUGGGAGCGUCUACUGGAGAACGAAUAUGCGAUCAUGUCGAUGUCUGUAGAGCGCACCGAUACGUUGGACAUUGUUUCACUCGCCGACUUGGAGGGCAUCAUACACGUAGUUCACGUCUCUCAAGAGUCUGGCGAAAGGAAGGAGAUGAUAUCUUGGCGAGCGUCGGAUCCUCGAGUGCUACUUGACGUUUUUUCAACGCAAGGAAGAGUGUACGCCUCCAUUGUUGGCGGUGUCCUGAAAUGUUGGAAUCGGGGCCGCUACUCGCGGUGCGCAUUUACUUUGGUUAAUCCGUACCGUCAUCGAAUUUUAUCGAUCGCGACCUCCGAUGCGUUACACCUCGUGCUCGUCGGUGAUCAAAAAGGGAACUUGUGCGUGUAUGAUGCGAAUACUGACGAUGCGCGCGAGCUCAAGCUCGUUGCGAAAAAGUGGUCUGCACACGAGAAGACAUCAUCAAUUAACGCGUGCGAGAUUCUUCCGGGACCUGUGUUCGUCACCAGCGGACGCGAUUCUAACGUUUGUCGUUGGAGUUUGACCACCGAUGGCGAGCUACUUCUGGAUUCGAAGUGGACAUCGCCGUCCAAAGCAUGCGUGGGCUUCGUGUCACUCAACGCCAACGGCGAGCUCGCUCGCGCGGCUGGUUUUCGCGAAACGAACUUUGUCGUUUACUCGAUCAGUGAUCAGCGUCAAAUGAUGAAGAUACGUUGCCAAGCACAAAGCACGCCGCACGACGUGUUGAUGGAAGACGGCGAUCGAGUCAUCUUCGUCCAUCGUCAAAAGACAUCUCUUCACAUCAUCACACGGUGGAACGAACACGUGAAUACCGCAGAGAACGAGUCCACCAGUUUAUGGUCCCACGGACGUGAGAUUCACACCGUGCGCAUAGUUCCACCGCCAGUUGACGCCGUAGGUGCUCCUCUCGGUAUCAUCACUGGAUCGGAAGACGGAACGGUCAUGAGAUUGCUGUAUGACGCGAGCAGGCGAGAUGGAACGCGCGUGCACUCGCCCGGUGACAUCUGCAAACACCCAGGCGGUCGCACGGUCAAGGCUGUGAGCAUAUUCAAAGAGGAUGAAUAUUCUUAUAUCCUUUGCGCCGGCGGAGCGAAGGAGGUGUUGCUCGCAUUCCGCCUGUCGUGGGCUUCCGAUGAUUUGGGUUCUUGGGACUUCAAAUCUGUCGCCCUCAUUAUUCCCAAACCCGUCGAUAAAGCAGGCACGCGUGCAUGGACGAAGGGAUGUGGUUAUGUCGAGCCACGGGCAGAGAGCGACCAACGCAUCAUGGACGUCGCCACGUACUCGCGCAGAGGGCAGCUCCGAGUGUUGUACUCGACAAGUCUUGGCGCUGUCUCCGUGGUAACCAUGGACGAAAGAGCGCGCGUUUGGCGCGAUAUUUCAUCGCUUCGUCAUCACGCGUGUCCGGCUCUCAGCGUGGACGUUCUUGAAGGUGAAAGCACAUGGGCGUGCAGCGGCGGCACGGAUGGCACCAUCGCGCUGUGGCGCUUGGAUGAUUCAGACAUUAUCGAUCCGGCGUACGUUCUCGAGCACGCACAUCAGUCAGGCGUGAAUGCAUUGUGUAUCACUCGCACCGCGGACGAAAAUGCAUUCAUCGUUGUCAGCGGGGGAGAUGAUCAAAUGCUGAGAGUGCAAGAAAUGCGACGCGACGGCGACGGCGUCUCUCCUGGACGUGUCGGCGAGUACAAGUUUUCACACAGUUCCGCGAUGCGAAGCGUGUGGUCGGACGGCGAACGAAUUAUUUCAACCAGCGUCGAUCAACGAGUGAAGAUGUGGUCCAUCUCGCUCACAAAAGACGACAUUUGCGUCGCGCCGACGGGCGGCGUCAUGACGCAAGCGCCCGAGCCGGAAGACAUCGACGUCCUCGCGGCACCCGACGGCGUCCUCACGCUCGUCGUCGCCGGACGAGGAUUCGAACUCUUCCACAUUCAAUAG
Messenger RNA from Ostreococcus tauri, 3270 nucleotides. RefSeq names its product Quinonprotein alcohol dehydrogenase-like superfamily. The transcript has 2 exons. The record is from RefSeq and is a predicted model, not a curated record. Gene Ontology annotation, molecular function: protein binding. Gene Ontology annotation, biological process: tRNA methylation. Gene Ontology annotation, cellular component: cytoplasm. The coding region runs from base 1 to 3270 and encodes 1089 amino acids. NCBI's taxonomy places the organism in Eukaryota, Viridiplantae, Chlorophyta, Mamiellophyceae, Mamiellales, Bathycoccaceae.